AUGAACUCCUUCUUGGAGUACCUAGCACGGGGCGGGGGGGAGGGCUUGAGCCUGGCCGGCAAGCUGGGCGGCGGCGGGGGGGAGGCUCUGCGCCCGCCUUGCCCGCUCUCAGUGGCCGCCGGCCAGGGCUCCUACGAAUUCCCGGCUCAGCCGCCGCCGCCCCAGCUGGAGCCGUGCGCCCUUGCGCGCUUCGCCUCGCCGCAGUACAGCGCCUUGCUGCGCCCGGAGGUGGCCAGCGGAGGCCAGCGGCAGUCUGGCGGCGCCCCGGCGCACUAUGCCACGGCCGUCUUCUCCGGGGCGGGCGGCGGCGGAGGGGCGCCUUACCUGCCGGUGGACUACAGCGCGCUGGCCGAGACGCUGCAGCCGUGCGCCAAAGCGCCACCGCCGCCGCCACCCUCUGCGGACUGCCGGCCGGGCCGCGCCGCGCUUCUCAGCACCUUCGAGUGGAUGAAAGUCAAGAGGAACACGCCCCCUCGAAGUAAGAAGCCGCCGCUCUCCGGCUCGCCCAGCCCGCCCAGCGCCGUCCGGACCAACUUCAGCACCAAGCAGCUCACCGAACUGGAGAAGGAGUUUCACUUCAACAAGUACCUGACCCGGGCGCGCCGCCUGGAGAUCGCCAAGGCGCUGGGCCUCAACGACACGCAGGUCAAGAUCUGGUUCCAGAACCGGCGCAUGAAGCAGAAGAAGCGCGAGCGGGAAGGCCUGGGGGUGGCGCGCCCUCCCGCCCCGGGGGGCUCCUUCCCCCUCGCUCCCGCCCAGCUCAGCCCCACGCCCCCGCCCGGCAGGCGGACGGCCCCCUCCUCCCCGGCCCGGGGCUCGCCCUGA
Molecule: messenger RNA, 825 nt
Organism: Heteronotia binoei (common prickly gecko)
Lineage: Eukaryota; Metazoa; Chordata; Lepidosauria; Squamata; Gekkonidae
Gene: HOXD1
Product: homeobox D1
Exons: 2
Coding region: 1-825 (274 amino acids)
Biological process (GO): regulation of transcription by RNA polymerase II
Cellular component (GO): nucleus
Molecular function (GO): RNA polymerase II cis-regulatory region sequence-specific DNA binding; DNA-binding transcription factor activity, RNA polymerase II-specific
Source: RefSeq, a predicted model, not a curated record